Ornithodoros turicata is the source of this 2480-nucleotide messenger RNA. RefSeq lists its product as uncharacterized. The record is from RefSeq and is a predicted model, not a curated record. The transcript is spliced from 7 exons. The coding region runs from base 75 to 953 and encodes 292 amino acids. Lineage: Eukaryota; Metazoa; Arthropoda; Arachnida; Ixodida; Argasidae.
UCGCGUUAGAGGAUUCUGAAAGGCAUACCUGUGGGGCACGUUGCACGACUCGGUGGCAGAAGAAAGAAGUGACCAUGUCGUACUCACUAAUAGACGACUCUCAAUUUGACAUUACCCAGAAGCAAUUGAUCGCGAAGGCGCGCAGUGAACCCGGCAUUCACAUAAUUGACACUGGGGGAACUGAAUUGUGUCGCCACAAGAAAACCUUUUCUCGACUUUUCCCGAAGACAAUAGUGGACGGUGUGACACUAACUGCUGUUUUUCGUUAUGAACAUGGUACACAAUGGACACGUUACAGGGUGGAAGAUCCAGCUAAUGCCACGACAUACAUCGAAUUCUUUGGUGCGACCAAUGCAGCAUAUAGUGUCGUCAUCAAUGGUACAACGAAAGAGACUCAGCCUUGUUCAGGGACUUUUUACACCGGAACCCACGUACUCCACUUUAAAGGCGUUAACGGACUAAUAGAAUGCGCACUCGAUGGCAAGCAGGAUUGGACUUACCUUACGAAAACUGCCGUCACGUCAAUUAGGAAGCAUUGCAUGAAUGACGCCUUGGAAACGGGCUGUCCGUAUUUGAUCGAACAUCACCAGACUUAUUCUGCGGACGCCGCCGUCAAGGUGUUUCCUCACGGGUCGGAGAUGGCGAAGCCCGAGGCAACCUUGUCGCCUGGCGGCCUCGUCGUCUGGGAAGGAGACGCUAGCGGCCAGGUAACGGUGAAAUACAACAACAUCACCCUCUUCAACCGCGCCAUCAAUAAGCAGAACAUCCGCAUCACCAUGGAAGUAUUCCUGUUGUACAUUCUGAUCGGAGUUGAUGAUGAAGAGCCCGUGAAAAAGGAUAACCCGAAGGCGGGGUUGAACACCAACCCUAUGUAUAGUCUCACCAUCUCCAAGGAUAUAAAGUUGAAGAACUUCAUUCUGCAAACCGGCUCACGUGUGUCCACGUACUUCUGAAAGGAAGAAAAGGCAGUGAGGACCAGUCGUGCUCCCAAAUAUGUAUUUCCCCCCAACUGUGUGUGUGUGUGUGUGCGUUUCCCCGAAUGAGUCCUCCAGAUGAUCCGAGUUAGCACUACAAGUCAAUAUUUUUCUUUUAUUAAAGAAAAUUUCUCGUGUAACCCCUCGUUUGCUUUUAAGAAAUGCAGGGCGUUGCACUCAGUAUAGCCCCCAAAUGCUUCAACAUACUCUACAUAACAUGCGAAUACUUACCCUCAAGUUCAUUGGAAUGUAGUCACCGUUCAUAAUAGGCGAUGUACAUGCUGCGGAAAUGACCUCUUCAGAGGUCCAGGCAGAAACCCUGCGUGAAUACCACCUAAGCAUGUCCAGCUAGCGUCGUGCGCAUAUUCGAAUUUUUCGAGUAUCGAAGCGAAUAUUUACAUGUUAGACUCGAAUUAUGGUACUCGAAUUUCUAGUCGAAUUGAAUGCUUCUUCCACACCGAGUAUAUUCGAAUAGUUGCCGCGCAAAAAAAAAGAAAAAAACACACGCAAGAACAAACAAUUAAUCUGGAGCGAUACCGCCAGAGACACUGUUUGAGUGCACGAGGAGACUCGUCCUAUCCCUUUCAAAACGAGGUAGCGCAGCACUCCGUUUCGUCCACGAAUGCACCACCUUCUGAAUACAUACUGACAAAAAUUUGGCGCUUCAAUACCGCUGUAAAUUAAAAUAUAUGUGUUCUCUUCUAAUGUUUCUGCACUUUAUUUCCACUCUCCCUAUAUGUGCAUACCGUUCUAUUUUGCAACUAUUCGCUUCAGAUUCGCUUCGGUUCUCCAGUUAUUCGCUUAGUAUAUCCAGCGUUGCAAAUGGUGCCGUGAAUGCAACGAUCUACGUAAAUAUGUGCCCUGGAUAAAAUUGAUGGAACAAUUAACGCGAUAUAAUUAAGCGCUUUUCUGCCUCCAGAGCAGGAAAUUGUUAACAAAUUGUGCUUUAGUCACAUGAUUUUAUAUCACCAGACAUAUGUGGUGGUCUAUUUCAAAGUCAAUUGUUUUCAUUCAUAAACGGGGAUUACGUACAUAGGCGUAAAGCGUGAUACGCAUUCCUUUAUUCCCACGUAGUGAGUCCCGAAUGGGAGAAAUGGUCGCGGGAUUGCAUUCGUUCCUUAUACUUUUUGAUAAGAUAAGUUGAUAAGUUACUUUUUCUUUCUUAGAAUGUAUGCACAAAUUGUUUCUUUGACGGGCUAUACUACCUGAUGCGACACCGUCCCGCAGCAAAAUGAAUUCAAGGCAAGCGACGAUUUAGAGAAACGCGGAAUGGUUAGACCCGCCAGGUUCGAACAAUUCUGAAUUGACUGCAGGACACUAAUAUUCCUCCGUUAAAAACAAACAAACAAAAAAGGCUUGGUGACAGUACUUCGAUGCACUUCUUUGUCUUUUAUCUAUUUUUUUAAAUCUGAAUCAUCUGAUGAAUUAUCGAAUGGUGAUCAAGAGACAGACUCGGUGAUGUUGGUUAGGGCUCAUUGUGCGGAAAAUAAAGCAUUCCAAAAAGCA